CUUAAAAGAUAGUCUGCUAAUGUUUGAAAGAACAUCGAGGUAUUCUUCUGCCUUUACGCACAUCACUGGAACAAUGCUCCACAAUGCAAUUCAUCCCACUCCCGGCUCCUAGGAUUCUUCCAGUGCUUACCAUCGAUUUGGAGAGCAUUGCAAUGCCUCCGUCGUUAUGGGGAUACGAAGAACGUAUUUCCACACCUCGUGAAUUUUGGCAAAUACAUGUUCGGAGUCUUGUAUUACGCCACGUUGAGCAUGUACCGGAUCGAGAGGAUGACGCGGUUCCAGGCUCCCUUUGUCACUUUUGCUUUGCUCAACGCCGUCUAUACCUCGGUUUGGGACUUGAUCAUGGACUGGAGUUUGGGGAAUCCUUAUGCCAAACAUCCACUAUUACGCGAAGUUUUGGCAUUCCGAAAGGUUUGGGUCUACUACGCCGCGAUGGUCGCCGAUGUCAUCAUACGUUUCAACUGGAUUUACUAUGCUAUUUUUGCCAGGGAUAUGCAACACUCAGCUUUACUGAGUUUUAUGGUCGCCCUGUCUGAGAUCUUUCGAAGGGGCGUCUGGACGAUAUUCCGUGUGGAAAAUGAACACUGUACCAACGUGCUUCUUUUCCGAGCAUCAAGGGAUGUUCCUUUGCCUUAUGAAGUGGCUUCUCCCGAGGUCGAAGUGGACCGUCCAGGAGAGGAUGUGCAGCUUCAGGAUCAACACGCCACCACACCUCUGUCCGCUCCUGCAGACAUUGAACAGGGAACGCCAAUUACACCAGGGCUGACUACUCGUCCGCGCGGCCUUUCUCACGUGGGUUCGCUUAUGGCGGCUGCUCACGCUCAAGACUUCGAGCGGAGGAAGCGUCCAGAUCAACUGACUGGGGCUUCUGCAACCCAUGGCCCGACAACAACCGACGACACAAGCGACGACGAGGAAGAUGAUCCGGUUGACCCUAGACAAGAUACCGACACAGAUGAAGCUGUGUCAGAACGCUUGUCAGAUGCAAACGCUUCAAGAACACCCAAGUAAUGGACUAUUGGGAGAGUUCCUGGGGAAUAUGAACCAAUUUCUUGCACAUAUUUGGCGUCUUAACGGUAGCAUUUUGACCAAUGACUCCCUGAUUUGUUUAUGUCAUGAUUUACGAAUAUAGAAGAUAGAUAAUACAAUCACUGAUAAUACGGG
This is a messenger RNA of Aspergillus novofumigatus IBT 16806, 1164 nucleotides long. Its product is annotated as EXS domain-containing protein. Gene Ontology annotation, molecular function: inositol hexakisphosphate binding. Bases 217 to 1011 code for a protein of 264 amino acids. Gene Ontology annotation, cellular component: Golgi apparatus; plasma membrane; cytoplasm. Gene Ontology annotation, biological process: phosphate ion transport; cellular response to phosphate starvation. The transcript has a single exon. Lineage: Eukaryota; Fungi; Ascomycota; Eurotiomycetes; Eurotiales; Aspergillaceae. The record is from RefSeq and is a predicted model, not a curated record.